GAAUGGAAAUUCUGAGCAGUUAUUUUCCGAUUUGUAGCUAACAUCAUGUCACACGUAAAUUAUAGUCCAAAUACAUCCGACUCAGAUUUAAAUGAAAUAUCAUUUUCGUUGUUUGAUUCAAAUGAGGAACAAGAAAACAUUAUGAUGAAGUGGAACAGUCAAGAGAAGAGAAGAUAGGGAAUGUGAAAAAUUUACAAAUGUUAAUAAGUAAGCAGACAAAUGUGUCUCCAUCUGGAUUCUUAUGUACAUCAUCUUUAUCGCCUCCAUCUACAUCAGUUACACAGCAACAUAAGUGGUCAAUAAAUAAUCAGUUGAAUGAAAACACUGAAAAGACUAAAAAAUGUGAUAAUUCUGCCAAACACGAUCGUCGAAUGGCUAAACAAAUGACUGAAAGGAAACGUCGUGAUCGUAUUAAUGCAUUAUUAGAUAAUUUAAGGACACUUAUCUUGAAAUUAUUACAUAAGAAUCCUCGUCAUCAUCGGAAACUGGAGAAAGCUGAUAUUCUAGAACUAGUUGUUUCGUUCCUCAAAAAAGAGUUAUAUCAGACUCGUAUUAAAACAACGAAUAAUGGCGCCAAUUCACAACAGGUAAUUUCAUUACAACAAAUAACGCAACCACCUAAGAUUGAAUCUUCCUCACCAAUAGUCUAUCCACAAAAUUGUACAAAUAAUCUAACAUUUCCACUACAGAAUCAAUCAACAAACUAUUACUUCAUCAAAAGUUCUGAUCCAUCAAAAGUAUCCUAUCCAAUUUAUGAUUACAUUCAACAGUGUCCGAAUCCGUAUGCAACAUAUUCCUAUAAUUUACCUUGUAAGGAACACCAUCAAUAUACGCCAUCUACGCAUCACCCAUAUUCAUUGAGUUACCAGCCAGUUAUGUUAAUUUCAACAGAAGAUGAUAUCAAUAAAGAAAAUCAAUUACCAACUGAUAGGCACCACGACUGUUACAAGAGUACACUGGUAAAAAAUUUAAAUUAUUAUCCAUCUUGCUAUUACGAUACACUUGAACAAAAUGCAAUACGUCAGCCAUUGAACAUAUUGAACAACGACAAUAAUAAUAACAGUUACAAUCAGAUAUAUCAACAAACCCAACUGAAACAAUCUACACCACAAUUUAAACUAUAUCCAGAUAUUUUAAAUAGUCAUUUAAAUGAAGAAAAAAUAACAGUACAAGAUGAAAACUAUCCCAAGUGUUACAUGUACUCGUAUAAUGAUACAAACCAAUCUUUACAAAGUUUUACAAGUAAUAAGAAUAUUUUUCACAACAAUAAUACUUCACUUCUAGGCUUAGACAGUCGAAGAGCAUUUUCAACGGAGUCAACUAAUCACGAAACAUUAUGGAGACCAUAUGUUUGAAAUCUUUUUUAACAUUCAUUUAUAUUUCAGUGUGAUUAUCCCCAAGUAAUGCAUUUAUUGAUUUAAACAAGAAGAUUAAAUGCAGUCAGACCUAAUAUUUUUCCGAAAUUUGAACAAUAUUUUAGAGUUUACAUAUACAAACUUGCAUCAAAUGACAUUACAUUAUUUAUUUAUUUAUUUUACGCCAUUUACUAAUAAACUAUUUGAGUAGUA
Heterobilharzia americana is the source of this 1568-nucleotide messenger RNA. NCBI's taxonomy places the organism in Eukaryota, Metazoa, Platyhelminthes, Trematoda, Strigeidida, Schistosomatidae. The record is from the annotation of a GenBank genome assembly.